Molecule: messenger RNA, 1416 nt
Organism: Pseudozyma flocculosa PF-1
Lineage: Eukaryota; Fungi; Basidiomycota; Ustilaginomycetes; Ustilaginales; Ustilaginaceae
Exons: 4
Coding region: 1-1416 (471 amino acids)
Source: RefSeq, a predicted model, not a curated record
AUGGCAUCCGCACCGUCAUCCUCGGCGCCACCGUCCGCGGCCGAACAGCGAGUCCAGGACCUUGCCCGCUUCUGCCAGCGUGUCAACAUCGUCGAUGUCGCUCCCUGCGAGAUGAUUCUGGGCGAGGCUCUCGGCAUCAAUGACAUUGACGUGGCGGCCGACUUCACGACCAUCGCUCUCAAAGUGAUGAUCCAAAAACUCCUGCCUUAUCAUGACCAUCCCGAACUGCCCUUGUUCGUCAAAACCUGGGCCAUUCGCCGCAACUCUUCUGGAGAGGCAGAGCGUGCCCCCUUGGUCGGCAAGGGCCGCCUCCGCAGACACUACAUCGGCAUGCUCGAGGACUUCGGCAAACCGACGUGGUUCCAGGCCGCAGAGUACCUCAUCUGCCGCUGCUUCUUCGCCCCGUCCGUGGUCAUCCCGUACAAUGAGUGGGACGAGAGAGACCACUAUCGCCAGCUUUGCCAGGCCUUUGCGGCGCCAGACCAUCGAGAUGGGCCACAGCAAUCCGACAACGAAAGCGCGACUGCCGACGAGCGCUCGUCUUGGAAGACGGGUCCGCCUGCCCCCCCUGUGCCGAUCAUUGAAUCUAGCGGCACGGGCAACAUCCACAAGGCGCACGACUUGCGCCACCAGUGGCCAACGCUGGUCCUGACGCUGCGCAAGGACGCCGACGCCGCUAGCCAGGGCCUGCCCGUGGCCGAGAGCGGUGUCGCCGAGGUAUGCACUGAGCUGGAAAAGUCGAACAAGGCGGCCAAGCCACCCGCCUCGAUGGGCGAGCUCUUCGCCCUCUGGCAUCCGUCCGAAGACGCGUCGGGCCCUGGCAAGGAGGCUAACGAGGUCGCGUUCCAAGAGGUCUGCGACAGCGCCGACCUGUUGCGAAAGAAGAGGCCAAACCACUUCCAAGGUCCCGUGGUGCAUGAGCAGGCCAAGUCGGCUCGGGCGCCGGUGAGCAAGGAAGCGGAGGAUCGGAUGCACCUCGCCCAGAUCAUGGGCUGGCACCUCGUGCCCAUCCUGACGCGCCUCGAACGGCUCAUCUGCGAGGCGGGCCCAGUCAAGGCGAAGCAAGCCGAGCUCGGCGAAUAUCUGCGAGAAGACCAUCCCGCCAUCCUCUACAUCGUCAUCGACGGGGUCAGGCACCUCGACGCGCCCGGGUCGUCGGCGGCCGCCUCGGCCAGUCUUCACCAGUGCCUCUCCCUCAUGCCGCCCGGGAGCCCGUAUUUGAGGAUCUGGCAUGUGCUGCUGGACACGCCGAGCGCCGUUUCCGAAUCGAUCCCGGCCCAGACUGGCGAGGGGGUCGGUACGUCGGCAGAGGCAGCACAAGGCGGAGACGACACUGGCGGCGGCAGCGUCGAUGACGGCGGCAGUGGCGAUGACGGAGGAGAGGAACGGCAGACGAAGCGCGGCCGCCUGGUAUGA